Molecule: messenger RNA, 3331 nt
Organism: Cheilinus undulatus (humphead wrasse)
Lineage: Eukaryota; Metazoa; Chordata; Actinopteri; Labriformes; Labridae
Gene: c16h6orf62
Product: chromosome 16 C6orf62 homolog
Exons: 5
Coding region: 1448-2140 (230 amino acids)
Source: RefSeq, a predicted model, not a curated record
UUUGGGGGAGGCUGUGGCUCGACGAGCUUCUGUGUGCCAUUAUUAGCUGCCCCGAAAAAAAUACACACAAAGAAACCAAACGGAAAAACGUUGGACGACACGCCGUUAAAUAUGGGCCCACCUGGAGACAGAACACGCCACUCGUCGACUGAAAGAACGGAGGAUUUCAGCUGGAUUGUCGAUUUAUCUUGACAUGGCAUGCAGCAGGGCGAGUCGGGGGUUGUGACGACUGAAGAAAAGAGGAGAAAGAAAACAAGCGCAGCAAACACCUCGAAACUUAAGGCGUGGAAACGGGAGAUUUUGUUUAGCUAACGUUUAUUUCGCUGUUUAGCGUUUGACGUUGGUUGGCUAUUGAUUCCCUAGUUGUUUUUUGUUGGUUUAGUUGUUGAUAAGAUACGACCGAAGUGAAUUAUAUCGAGCUAAAAUGCUGAGCAUAAGCAAAAACAGCUAGUUAGUCACCCCUGAACGUUUCUCGACUCUCACAGCACUGGCAGUCACAUUGAACCGAGCAAGAAAAUGUAAACGCGUGGAAAGAUGACUUUACGCUAGCUAGCCGAACACACAUAGGCCUACAUUAAGCCAAUCAGUCGGAAGAUAAGAUGUAGCUAAACCGUUGGUUCACUACUAGUUAGUGUUGGAAGUGAAUGCAUAGAUUAGCUUGCUAGCUCACCAUAGCUAGUGUGCUAAAAAUACGCCCACACCAUGACUAUCAGCAGUGGCAGCACCGCAGGCCGUGGGCCAAGUGAGUGGCAGUAACAUUUGAGGAAAUGUCAAGGUACUUUCACGGUAGUCCUCGAUGUUACCCGGUGCCAAUAUCGCCUGGCAUCUGUAUUUACCUGCCAUGUCUGUCUGUAUCCCCAAUCUGUCUGUAACACGCACAUAACGCAGCCUCUACAGAGAAACAAACACAAACGACAGCCAUGGAUGAGGGACUCUGAAAUGACCCAAACAAUAGAUUAUUUGUCUGCUUGCUAGUCUCUGUACUCCUCAAUUUCACAAGCAAAAUGGGUUUUGACCACAACAAUAGCCGUUUUUAAGUUACACUCACAAGAGAAAAUUUGUCUAAUUUUAGUUGCUUUCAUUUGUAAUCACUUGUCGAUGGCAGGUUGAAAACAAAGCUAAAAUGGCUUAAAGGUCAUGUCUUAAAACAUGGAUUUUUGAUCAAGUUAUAAGGAGAUGUAGUCUUAGCUCGUUGAUCAUUCCCCUCCUCGACACUGCCCUGUGACAAAAGUAUAAAAAAUGACUUAGAUUUGCCUUUGAUUUGUUGACCUUUUCAGUUGGUAGUUAGUGGGUAAUUCACAGAUCUUAGCCUAGAGUUGUUCGAUGUGUUGUUUCUGCAGAGGGUAGCUAGCAUCAUCCCUUAUCUGACGUAUAAAUACAAAAAUAGAGAGUGUAGCCAGGAAAUACUUUGCACAAGAGAGGAAGAUACUAUCAUCAAAAUCUAACCAUGGGGGACCCAACUUCACGAAGAAAUCAGACAAGAAAUCGACUACGAGCUCAGCUUCGGAAGAAAAGGGAAUCUUUGGCUGAUCAGUUUGACUUCAAGAUUUAUAUAGCCUUCGUUUUCAAAGAAAAGAAGAAGAAGUCUGCACUUUUUGAGGUUGCAGAGGUGGUGCCAGUGAUGACCAACAAUUAUGAAGAAAACAUCCUGCGAGGUGUGCGGGAUUCCAGCUACUCACUCGAGAGCUCGAUAGAACUCCUGCAAAAAGAUGUUGUGCAACUACACGCCCCCCGAUACCAGUCAAUGCGAAGGGAUGUGAUAGGCUGCACACAGGAGAUGGACUUCAUCCUUUGGCCUCGCAAUGAUAUUGAGAAGAUUGACUGUCUGCUUUUCUCCAGAUGGAAGGGGGCUGAUGAUGAACCUUUCAGGCCAGUUCAGGCCAAGUUUGAAUUUCAUCAUUUAGACUACGAGAAGCAGUGCUUGCAUGCUUUGGGUCGUAAAGACAAGGCUGGAAUGGUCAUGAACAACCCAACUCAGUCUGUAUUUCUCUUCAUGGACAGACAGCACUUACAGACUCCUAAAACCAAGGCCACAGUUUUCAAGUUGUGCAGCCUCUGCCUGUACUUGCCCCAGGACCAGCUGACCUGCUGGGGAGUGGGAGACAUCGAGGAUCACCUACGCCCAUACAUGCCUGAUUAGGGCUCCCUGCUCCACCCAGCAGCAUAGGGAAAAGCCCUUCCCCUCCCUCCUGCCUAAGCCUUCAGAAGCAAAUUGAUGUACUCAUCUUCAUCUCGUUUCCUUUUAAAAGAUUUGAACUUGUACUUGGAUCUCUCCUCCUUUUUGUAACCUCCUUGUUCUCCCCACCUUGACCUGCAGCUGAUUCAGUUCCCAUCCUUUUUUUCCUCACACUUCCAAUGUUCCUCCUCUUUUCUGCCAUUUUUGGAUUGGUUCCCCCAUUUUUUUUUUAAUUUUUCCCCUCCUCUUCAUCCCCCCUUCUACUCACUCAUCUGGUUUUGUUUAUUUGAACCUGCACGAACAUUGAUUUUGAGUGGUUGGUUGUUCUCUUGGAGACGCACUGUCAACAGCACCGGUCAUUGAAGGAACUCUUUAUGUUGCAUCAAAACAGGAACAAACAACACACAGGUCUUCACGGUGGUUCUCAGAUGGACGUGUUUAUAUAUCCUUGUUGUCAUAAGAGAGGAUUGUUAAAGCUUGUUUGUAAUGUCAAUGGAGUUUCUAGAACAACUUUAUACAAUCUUUUGACCAAGGACAGGUGUGAAUAGGCGUUAAAACACCUGUAUAAGCAAAGAAAACAAGAUGAACAAUAUUUGUCAAAUCAUAUGGUGUAGGUAUGGCUUCUUAUAAACCGCCUUAGUUUUUUUGCUGGACUUUUAAAAAAUGUUUUGCUGUCAUUUGCUUUCCUCUGAAAAAUGCUAGGCAGGCCUUCGCUAAAAUCUCAAGUGACUUGAAAGGCAUUGUGCACAAAGUUUAGACAUGUUGGAUAGAUGUUGAAGGUCGCGGUCACCGUUCAUAUGAGCUACUGAAAUCUGAUGUUUUAUGUUUUGUUUGAUUGGGGAUGUGGGUUGGUGAAAAGCUGAAAUGAUGACAUACUUAAUGUUUAACAAACCUAACCAAAGUUGCUGUAAGCUAACUGAUUCUUUUGUUUAAUUUGACCUACUAAAAUUAAGAUAAGUUGCUGCCAUGCUCAUAAAUUAAAAUUGGAAUUUGCUGGCUUUUUUGUCAAAAAUGAGGUACUUUUAAUUUUUGCUCCUUGUUGAUUCAGUGUGUUCAGUUGAAAGGGUUAAAGGCGUGUAACUUCUGGGUUUUUUCUGUUGUUUCUCAAAUCAAUACUGCUGAGCAUAUCCCAAUACAGUGCAAAUUCUGAAAGCA